AUGGAAAAUAUGCUUGUCCUCGAGAACUAUGAAUUUUGGUAUGGAAAACGUUUUUGCUGUCAAGGAUUACUGUAGGUCUUCCAAAAAUUCCUCAAAGGUUUCUUCUUCUUCCCCAUUUCCCUCCAAAAACUAAUCAAUUGCAAAACUUUCCUCUCUUUCUCUGCACUCUCUCCUAGUUCCCCACACUCUCUCAUUUCUCUCAUAUUUUCUCUAACCGUCUGCACUCUCUCAAACUCCAAUACUCUCUUGUCCCUUUUUUGCUUAUAAUUCACAAAAAGCCAAGCAAAUACCUUAUUUUUCGACGGCUUUUUUUUCGAGUUAGUCUAACUUUAACACUAAUUUGGAGCUAAGCAAUAUUUUUGAAGGAUUUCGAAUGGAAAAAAGGUGGGUUUUGAUUUUUUUUUUGAAAUAUAUUUUUGAAAAAAAAGUUUUUGGCGCCAAAAAUCUUGCACUUUUUCUUUUUCUUUUUCUUAUCAAAAAAAAAUUGAAAUGUUGAUAAGAAAAUUCCAGAACUUUGAAAUAUUCCUAGGUUUCUUUUCAAAUUUUUAAUAUUAAGUCAAAAAUUUUUACUACAAAUCCGGAAGUUUUCAAUUUCCUGAAUUUAUUUGUGAACUACAUUUUGGGAAUUAUUUUCUGAAGAUAUUAGAAAUUACGAAAAUUUUUUUAAAAAUUCUCAAAAAAGUUCUAGAAUUUUCUCAGAAAAAAGUUCCAGAACCCAAAAAAUAUUCAAAGAUCAUCCCAAAACUUAUCCGCCCUCUCACUCAAUUUUCUAUCUCAUUUUUUCCUGACCGGAAAUUUUCGACACUCCCCGUCCGUUCAAACCUACUAAUGUUCCUCUCCCGAAAUUUUUCUCUCUCAAUUUUUCUUCUUCUUAUCCCACAUUUUCUUGUGUGUAACAGGAGCAAAGGGAAGGAAGGACACAAAAAAUCACAGAAAUAGUAUGGGAAAAUGAGAGAGUGCCAGAGAUUUUGGAUUUGCUCAAAGCAAAUCAUUGCUGCUUUUUGAGAGCCCCACCAACACUCCCGUGAAAACUCGUUUUCUAGUCAUUUUUUCGUAAUAAAAUUGAAAUUUGUCAUUUUGCCGGUGAAAAUUGGGCAAUUUUUAAAUUUUUAAAAUCAAAUUUUUCAGGAAAUGAAAAAAUCCGAGGAUGGCGGAAGAUUGUCGAGUAGUUGUUCAUCGAUUAGAAGUUCGAAUUAUUCGAGAAAUUAUACUCCAAGGUAGGGAAAUUGGGGGGAAAUUUGAAGAAAAAUCGAUAUUUUUUUCGAAAUCUACGCAAAAUUUUGCUAUAGACACUUGUUUUCCACUCCAAAAUGUGUAGUUCUCGCGGACAAGCUGAUUUUCCAGCCCAAAAUAAUUUUUCCAACCGAAAAUGAUUGGGUUGGAAAAGUCCGCGAGAACUACAAAACUUGGUAUGGAAAUUUUUUGUUCAACUCAUUUUGCAGCUCUCUAACCACCUCCACUCUCAAAUACUCUCCCGCCAACUACACUCCACCAUCACGAUCUUCUGCUUCACAAGAAUCCAGCUACAGUACUUCCAGCUACAGUAGCCCAAGCUACAGUAGUGCAACACUAGGAAGAUCAUCAAGAUAUGGCUCCACAACAAAUCUUGACACCUCCAAAUACAGUACCCUUGGAAGAACCUCUUCAAGCCGAUACAGUACCCCUUCUUCUACAGUAUCCUCCUACAGUACACCAGCUGCGGCGCCUAGGAAUUUAUACAGUAGUCCGGCUGCUGCGCGGGUCUCGAUUUCGAAUAAUGAGAAUUUGGGAGGAGCAACAAGUGCGCCCUAUCGAGGAAUAUCAAGAUCUAGAUUGGAUACGGUAGGGUCUACAGUAACCCCACAAAGGACUACGGUAGCUGUGGAAGUUCAGCCAACUACACGGACUAAUAUGGUACAUCCGACGAGUUCGCAUAUAAGAAGUAGAAGUACGAGUAGCUAUAGGUGAGUGGGGAGGAGAAAAAUUUUCCAGCCCAAAUUUUUUGGUGUGGAAAAAAUGCACAUUGCUUCUCUGCCAGUUUUUCCAUACCAAAAAAAACAAAUUUUUCCAUACCAAAAAAAAAACGAAUUUUUCCAUACCAAAAAAUACUAAUUUUUCCAUACCAAAAGAGAAUGUUUCGCGCUUCUCCUCGAGAACUACACAUUUUGGUAUGGAAAAAUAAGUGUCCUUUCUACUUUUUCAUUUCCAGAACAAUAAAUGUGUCACAAUUCACUCAACAAGCUCGUGAACGUGCUGAAAAAGAGGAAAAAGACCGGCAAUACAAAGAAUGGAUUGAUCGAGAAAAAGACAGAGAAGCUGAAAAAGAAUAUCAGAUUCCGAGUUAUUCGAUCUCUACUCCUCAAAAGGUUCUACCACCACUGACUUCUUCCUCUAAUCUGAGCAAUGGUGAUCGAAAGUACGGUGGCUACAGUAGUAGCUACAGUACUUCUACGGGACUCAAAAGCACUGGAGGCUUGGGUGGAGCUGGCUUAGCUCCGCCCCCUCCACCUCCACCCCCAAAUAUCCCAAGAAGUGUCUCGGCGGCGGUGAUUUCUACUAAACCUAUGGCAAAGGUGAGAGGAUACUGUAGAUUUCUUGGCGCUAAAAAUUGAUCUACUUCAGAUUUCGCCCUACGAUGAUGAAUAUGAGAAAUCCUGCGUAGUGAAUUCGGGAUUCACAGGUCUCCGGAAUAUUGGAAACACGUGUUUCAUGAAUUCGAUUCUUCAAAUGUUGGUCAAUAAUUUGGAAUUGAGGGAAUUUUUUCUGGAGGGACAUUAUAAAUCGGAAAUUAAUGCGGAUAAUCCAUUGGGAAGUCAGGUAGGGGGAUUUAGGGUAACCUUAGGGUGAAUUUAGGGUAAUUUAAAUGAAUGCAAGAAGGUUAGGGUAAUUUUCUAUAGUUCUAAAGAGUUUUUAGCUCAUUUUUCACCAAAUUUCUCAUUUCCAGGGUCGGUUAGCUUCAGCUUUUGCUGAUUUUAUGCGACAAAUGUGGAGUGGAAUGAAUAAGGCAAUCGAACCGGCUCGAAUCAAAGAAAUUGUCGCUGAAAAAGCGUCGCAAUUCGCCAAUUUCGCUCAACACGAUGCACACGAAUUUUUGAGCUUUUUAUUGGAUGGAUUACAUGAGGAUGUUAAUCGGGUGAGAGUUUGCUUAAUCUGAGCAAUAGGCUGGUUUUCGAAUUUUUCAAAUUGCUCUAAUAUGAGCAAUGCUAUGUCAUUUCUAGAUUUAAAACAGUUUUUUCUCUCAAACAAUGCCUAAUCUUUUGAAUUUUCUCUAAUAUGAGCAAUGCUAUAAAUAAAUAUUUUAAAAUGAGCAAUGCUUAUCUACCCUAGGGUUAUAUGAAUUUCUAACCUGAGCAAUAGCCUGGUUUUCGAAUUUUUGAAUUUGUUCUAAUAUGAGCAAUGGUAUACAUUGACUAAUUUUCUCUUUAAGAAGUUUCGGAAGCAAGGAUUUUGUAGUUUCCACAAAAAGAAAAAUCUUUAACAUGAGCAAUCAAGUCUUUUGAAAAAAGCUUGAUAUGAGCAGAAUCUACCCCAUGAUUCCUAACCUGAGCAAUGAUUUUUUGUAGGUGAAAAAGAAGCCGAUAACCUCCACAGUCGAAUCCGAUGGUCGACACGAUCUUGACGUGGCAAAUGAAGCGUGGCACAAUCACUUGCUCCGAAAUGACUCGAUUUUCGUGGACCUCUUCCACGGUCAACUAAAAUCCCACGUGCAAUGCCCAAAAUGCGACAGAGUUUCGAUAACUUUCGACCCCUUCGUCUAUCUUCCCGUGCCUUUUCCGAAACGAAAAAAGACCUCGCAAGUACUGUUUUGGCCGCUGGAUAUGCUACAGAAACCCAAGAGUUUGACAGUGAGUUAUAGCAGCGAGGGAACUGUCGCCGAUUUGCUGUCCGCGAUUUCUGGCGAGACAAAAGUGGCGUCGCGAAACCUGCGAGCGUUGGAAGUGUUCGGACAUCGCAUCGAUAAGAUCUACACGGUGGAUCAGAAAGCAAGUGAUAUUGGAAUGGCUGAUGUUGUUUAUGUGUUUGAAGUUCAUGAUGAGGUGGAAUGCGGGGAAGAAGUCUUGCAGUUCUAUGUUUUGCAACGACAAUUAUAUCCGGCAAAUUUGAGAUAUAUGUGUAAUGAGUGUGGAAAUACACAGGGCAAAUUGAAGGCUUGUGAUGCAUGCUAUAAUGCCUAUUACUGCUCAAAGUGAGUUUGGGAGCCCUUGGGAGCCCUUGGGAAGCUUCGGGAAGUCUUGGGAGCCCUUGGGAGCCUUUGGGAGCCCUUGGGAGCCCUUGGGAGCCCUUGGGAGCCCUCUAGAGCCCUUGGGAGCUCUUGGGAGUCCUUGGGAGCCCUUGGAAGCCCUUGAGAGCUCUUGGGAGCCCUUGGGAGCCCUUGGGAGCCCUUGGGAGCCCUUGGGAGCCCUUGGGAGCCCUUGUGAGCCCUUGGGAGCCCUUGGGAGCCCUUGGGAGCCCUUGGGAGCCCUUGGGAGCCCUUGAAAGCCCUUGAGGGCCCUCGGGAACUCUUGGUAGCCCUUGGGAGCCCUUGGGAGCACUUGGGAGCCCUUGGGAGCCCUUGGAAAACCCUCGGGAGCCCUUGGGAGCCCUUGGAAAACCCUCGGGAGCCCUUGGGAGCCCUUGGGAGCCCUUGGGAGCCCUUGGGAGCCCUUGAGAGCCCUUGGGAGCCCUUGGGAGCCCUUGGGAGCUCUCGGGAGCCCUUGGGAGCUUUUGGGAGCCCUUGGUAAGCCCUUGGGAGCCCUUGGUAGCCCUUGGGAGUCCUUGGGAGCCCUUUAGAGCCCUUGGGAGCCCUUGGGAGCCCUUGGGAGCCCUUGGGAGCCCUUGGGAGCCCUUGGGAGCCCUCUAGAGCCCUUGAGAGCCCUUGGGAGCCCUUGGAACUCCCUCCCCACUUACCUCAUCUCACUCCCCAUGCUUCCAGAGAAUGUCAACUAGCCAACUGGUCAUCGGGAGGUCACCGCGAUGAAUGCCGGCGUCGCCCAACAUCCGAAGUCGUCGGCCAGCCGCUCAUCGUCUCCUUCCCCCGCUCUCAACUCACCCAUGCCAAUCUCUACCGUACCCUCGAGGCUAAAUCCAGGCAUACUGUCACCAUCUUCCAGCAACCACAGGGAGCUGCUGAAGGUGGACCUGCAGAAGUCGAGGCGAUCGGAGCACCACCGCAACUCUUCAGGGUGACAAUCAGAGAUGAACGGGUCAGAGACAACGGCUCAUCGAAAAAACAGACAGUAUUCCCAUCGGAGGGAAGUUCCCAGAAGAUGUUCGAGAUUCGGAAGCUCACCAUGGGACCUGGAGAGGCCUUCGGGGAGCCGAUCCCAGCCUCCGGGGAACCCCUGAACCUCCCGAAUAAUUCCUACCUCACCAUAAAUUGGAUAAACCAAAGGUUCGGCAAAGAAUACAUAAGUGUUGGAAAUGUGCCAGACAGGGAGCUCCUGGGAACAUCGGGUGUGUCUAGAAAUGAUCCAGGAAGCCUGACAGGCAAUCCAAGACUCGCUGAAAUGUUGGAUCUGUUUUCGGAGACUGAAAGAUUGAAGCCGGAAGAAUCGUGGUAUUGUUCGAAGUGUAAGGAACAUGUGGAAGCGACAAAGCGAUUGCAAUUGUAUCGAUUGCCGCCGGUUUUGAUUAUUCAGUUGAAGCGAUUUGUGUAUACAGGUUGGUAAAGUUGGUAGAGUUGGUAGGCUUAAUAUGAGUAAUGUCAGAGUCUAAGGCUUAGGAAAACUUUAAAAACAACCCUUUUUAAAGGGACAUACACUCGCAGGCUCAGAAAUACUUAAAGGGACAUACACUCGCUCCGUUCGAGCCGCUUUCGCGGAAGAUUGAUCUACACUCGCGCAGAGCGCUCGGUCAGGCUCCGCCCACAAAACCAUGCCGAGCGCUCUGCGCGAGUGUAAAUCAAAAUCCCGCGCAUGCGGCUCGAGCGGAGCGAGUGUAUGUCCUUUUAAAGUUUUGUAUCACUACAGUACCCAAACUUAAAGGGACAUACACUCGCUCAGAGCGCUCGCCCUAAUAUGAGCAAUGCUGUUCGCUCAGGAAAUCUUAGAGGGACAUACACUCGCUCCGCUCGAGCCGCUUUCGCGGGAGAUUGAUCUACACUCGCGCAGAGCGCUCGACUUAACAUGAGAAAUGCUGUGGGUAGAGCCUGACCAAACCUGACUCUGUUUAGACGUGGGAGGUCUGUGAUAGCCUGGUAAAGCCUAGAUUUCUCUCCACAACAUUUCCGAUCCCCCUGUAUUUCCAGCAUUCACCCACCAAUCAUCAAUGCAUCGUCGAUCAAAAGACGAGCGAACCGUAGAAUAUCCGCUAGAGAAUCUAGAUAUGUCGCCGUUCCUGGCCGACACUGCACCCAAACAAGCAUCAACGGUAAGGAUUGGGUUAAGGACCUUAGGGUAGACCUUACCUAUUUUUUUGCAGACCUACGACCUGACUGGAGUAGUGUGUCAUAGUGGAAGUUCCUACUUCGGACAUUAUAUCAGCAUGGGAAGAUUGGCUGAUUUUGAAUCCAGCAAGACCAAGAUCGGUAAGCCUAGACUGAGUCUAAGCCUAAAUCCAGUUUCACACCCUUUCAGAUUGGCGUCAAUUCGAUGACUCAAUGGUUUCUCGUCAAUCCACCGCCAACAUCCAAACCGAUGAUGCCUAUCUACUCUUCUAUAAACUGAGGGACCCUAAUAUGACUCGUAGUAUUUUCAAAAAACAUUAUUCGUGUGAUCCGGGAGAAGUGGACAACGAUUAUUGA
Molecule: messenger RNA, 6700 nt
Organism: Caenorhabditis angaria
Lineage: Eukaryota; Metazoa; Nematoda; Chromadorea; Rhabditida; Rhabditidae
Source: the annotation of a GenBank genome assembly